Ceraceosorus guamensis is the source of this 1753-nucleotide messenger RNA. Its product is annotated as mitochondrial carrier. Bases 401 to 1408 code for a protein of 335 amino acids. Gene Ontology annotation, cellular component: peroxisomal membrane. Gene Ontology annotation, molecular function: FMN transmembrane transporter activity; AMP transmembrane transporter activity; ATP transmembrane transporter activity. Lineage: Eukaryota; Fungi; Basidiomycota; Exobasidiomycetes; Ceraceosorales; Ceraceosoraceae. The transcript has 6 exons. The record is from RefSeq and is a predicted model, not a curated record.
CUUUCAGACGCCUCUUUAUUCGCGAUGCUGGAGGGAUCGAUGCAUGGAUGCAACCCCGCGAGAAUGCGCGCAAAGCGACCACAUCGUGCAGGAUGCCGACAAGAUGCAGCACUCCGGUUGGCCCACCGUAGGUGUAGAGCCAGGGAUGCAUUGAUACGCUAUGCCGGCGCAGGCAUCACCCGGUCCACUGGAUCGCGAUGUACCGCCUUUGGUCCUCGCCAUCAUUCAGCCUCUCCGUCUCCCGCGCCAAGAGAACCUCUUCCCUUUCUCUAGCAACCACUACACCAUAACGGCAGCGCGCAUCCUUCGCACGUUCGUGACUGAUUCAUCCCCCCGAAGGCCAGCAUAACCAUUUCAAACACUGCACCGGCCGCCUGCACUGCCACCUAAAAUCGACACCAUGUCUUCCGACGACUCUUUCAUUCACGCCUGCGCAGGCGGAGCAGGUGGCGUGAUUGCCAUGACUGCUACCUACCCUCUCAUGUCCAUCAGCAUGAGAGCUGCUGUGCAAAGCAGCAAGCAUCCCGAGGAGUCGAUGGUCACUGCAGCUGCGAAAAUCAUCCAAAAGGAGGGCAUCACUGGACUGUACUCCGGCUUGAACUCUUCCCUGAUUGGUGUCGGAGUGUCAAACUUCAUCUACUACUUCUUCUUCGAGAAGACGCGUGAUGCUAUUUUGGUGUCCAAGCAGCGAGUGGUCGCUGCGAACACAUCGAACCCAGCAGCUGCCAUUGCUGCUGGAGGCGCGCUCUCCACUCUCGAAAGCAUGCUCGCUGGUUUCAUUGCUGGCUCCGCUACAACCAUCGCGACGAACCCUAUCUGGGUGAUCAACACACGUCAGACCGUACGGACGGACUCGGAAGAGGCCAAGAAAGCUCCUGGUCAGGUUGUGCAAAAGCAGAAUGGACAAGCGCCGGUGAAGAAGAUGGGCUUUAUUCAGACGGCUAACCACGUCCUCAAGACUGACGGCCUCGCGGCUUUCUGGAGAGGUCUGGGACCAGCUCUAGUGCUCGUCAUCAACCCAAUCUUGCAGUACACUGCCUUUGAGCAGCUGAAGAAUUGGCUCGUGAAGUCCAGACUUGCGCGUCUUCCCGAGGCACAGCGUGGACUCGGCGUAACCCUUUCAGACUUGGACUUUUUCCUUCUCGGUGCCUUGUCCAAGCUCUUUGCGACAGGACUGACGUAUCCACAAAUCGUCAUCAAGAGCAGGCAACAGAGCGGAGGCAAAGGCUCUUCAAACGUCUGGACUGCCAUGACGGAGAUUGUCCAGAGAGAAGGCAUUGCUGGACUCUACAGGGGUAUCGCUUCCAAGCUGCUUCAGAGCGUCGCUACUGCCGGUAUCCUCUUCGCUUCGAAGGAGCAGGUCUUCAGAAGUGUGAAGCUUUUGUUGGCUGCGGAUGCCAAGAAGUGAUCAGCUUCUCCUGUGUAAACACUUCGCAGCCCUGGAAUGUCUCCAUUGCGCUUGCUAUGCGCACUCGCAAAUGUCACAUAUCGAUGCAAUUGAUACAUCGGGAAGCCCGUCUCGGGCACUCGACGCGGAAAUGUACCGCCGCGAGUCAAGAUUGAGGAAACGAAAGCAGUUUUAGCGAGCUCGAUCAGCAACAUCAUGCUGCGCAAUCACGAAUCCUUUGCCAGCCAAAACGAGAGGCCAAGCGCUUGCUUACUGGAGGCUCUGAACCUCGCCGAGGGAGACUUUGAUGACGUGGUAGAGCGUAGCGAUGGACGAAUUGAAGACUGAGAACAGCAAACGGCAUGU